GCAUCGCGCGGUGAAAGGUCGAUGGCGCGGGAUUUCCGUCCUUUUCCGGUUUCGGCGCCAUCAGCGCGAAAGCUCCGGGAUGGGGAAGUUCAUGAAGCCCGGGAAGGUGGUGCUGGUGCUGGCCGGACGCUACUCGGGCCGCAAGGCCGUCAUCGUGAAGAACAUCGAUGACGGGACUUCAGACCGGCCCUACAGCCAUGCCCUGGUGGCGGGCAUCGACCGGUACCCGCGGAAGGUGACGGCCGCUAUGGGCAAGAAAAAGAUCGCGAAGAGGUCCAAGAUCAAGUCCUUCGUCAAGGUGUACAACUACAACCACCUGAUGCCCACCCGGUACUCUGUUGAUAUCCCUCUGGACAAAACUGUUGUCAACAAGGAUGUGUUCAGGGACCCUGCUCUGAAACGCAAAGCCAGACGUGAAGCCAAGGUGAAGUUCGAGGAGAGAUACAAGACAGGCAAGAACAAGUGGUUCUUCCAGAAGCUGCGAUUUUAGAGGUGUAACCCGGCUCUACAAAUAAAUGUUAUUAAAACCCA
Molecule: messenger RNA, 531 nt
Organism: Calypte anna (Anna's hummingbird)
Lineage: Eukaryota; Metazoa; Chordata; Aves; Apodiformes; Trochilidae
Gene: RPL27
Product: ribosomal protein L27
Exons: 5
Coding region: 80-490 (136 amino acids)
Biological process (GO): translation
Cellular component (GO): ribosome; cytosolic large ribosomal subunit
Molecular function (GO): structural constituent of ribosome
Source: RefSeq, a predicted model, not a curated record